Messenger RNA from Oncorhynchus gorbuscha (pink salmon), 1103 nucleotides. RefSeq lists its product as uncharacterized. Gene Ontology annotation, molecular function: protein heterodimerization activity; structural constituent of chromatin; DNA binding. Gene Ontology annotation, cellular component: nucleosome. The record is from RefSeq and is a predicted model, not a curated record. Lineage: Eukaryota; Metazoa; Chordata; Actinopteri; Salmoniformes; Salmonidae. Gene Ontology annotation, biological process: nucleosome assembly.
AUGUCUGGAAGAGAAGGCGGCAAGGGACUCGGAAAAGGAGGCGCCAAGCGUCACCGAAAGGUUCUCCGCGAUAACAUCCAGGGAAUCACCAAGCCCGCCAUUCGCCGUCUGGCUCGCCGUGGCGGCGUGAAGCGUAUCUCCGGGCUGAUCUACGAGGAGACCCGCGGUGUCCUGAAGGUGUUCCUUGAGAACGUGAUCCGCGACGCCGUCACCUACACCGAGCACGCCAAGAGAAAGACCGUUACGGCCAUGGACGUGGUCUACGCUCUGAAACGCCAGGGACGCACCCUUCCUGAAGCAGUGCAUGUAAGGAAGCUAGCUAGCGCCAUGGCCAGAACCAAGCAAACCGCUCGCAAAUCCACCGGUGGCAAAGCACCCAGGAAGCAGCUCGCCACCAAGGCUGCGCGCAAGAGCGCCCCGGCCACCGGCGGCGUGAAGAAGCCUCACCGUUACAGGCCCGGCACCGUGGCUCUUAGAGAGAUCCGUCGUUACCAGAAGUCCACUGAGCUGCUGAUCCGCAAGCUGCCUUUCCAGCGCCUGGUGCGAGAAAUUGCCCAGGACUUUAAGACCGACCUGCGCUUCCAGAGUUCCGCAGUGAUGGCCCUGCAGGAGGCAAGCGAGGCUUACCUGGUCGGCCUGUUCGAGGACACCAACCUGUCUAGCGAACACACAAUGUCUGGAAGAGGUAAAGGCGGCAAGGGACUCGGAAAAGGAGGCGCCAAGCGUCACCGAAAGGUUCUCCGCGAUAACAUCCAGGGAAUCACCAAGCCCGCCAUUCGCCGUCUGGCUCGCCGUGGCGGCGUGAAGCGUAUCUCCGGGCUGAUCUACGAGGAGACCCGCGGUGUCCUGAAGGUGUUCCUUGAGAACGUGAUCCGCGACGCCGUCACCUACACCGAGCACGCCAAGAGAAAGACCGUUACGGCCAUGGACGUGGUCUACGCUCUGAAACGCCAGGGACGCACCCUGUACGGUUUCGGCGGUUAAACGCACUCUACUCGGAACGUCAACAUCCCGACUUGAACCCAAAGGCUCUUUUAAGAGCCACCCACAUCCGCUUCAAAAGGGCCAAAUCCAUUGUCGUAUUAAACCAUGAGCCACUCCGA